UUCCAACAGGCACGAAGCAGGAAAGAUGGCCGCUGUGGAGGAAUGAUGCUCCAAAUAUCCAGCGACGGCAACAGAGGGGGAGAUGCCUCAAGGAAUAACUGUAUAUUUCGAGCUGCGUGAAAGAACAUAUCGUGACUUUUUCUGUCAACGGAACCACGCUGCUGCUGGUUAUAUACAUUAUGAUUUGUAUCGGCCACACUGACAAGACCCUGGGGCAACUCAUCUAGGGUCAUAUAAUUUUUUUAUUAAAUUUUUUUUGGAUUGCCAAUUGUUCAUUUUCAUACCUUCUCUUAAGAUUGUUUAAAGUUUACAAACGUGCCUUGAGCGUAAAUGAGUGAACAGAGGAAUGAACCAUGAACACUGAACAAAGGAAUUAAAUGGCUUUAUAAUGUAACAUCACACGGGACAUAUCAUGUAGUCAUGGAGUAGCAUUGCUGCAUUGGCAUCAGUCUGGACCCUUCAUCUUGCUCAUGGACAGUUCAGCUCCGAAGCCUUUCUGCUGAGCCAGAACACAAUAGGAUACUGACACAGACGUGGGUACAUUUGACGACCUUUUUUCUACUCACGGGGCCGUUGAGUUUCUGUUCAAGAUGCUUUCUGCUUUGAAAAAGCUGGUUGGUUCUGAGCCAGGGCAGCUGAAGGACAAGAACAUUCCAGCAGGACUGCAGUCUAUGAACCAGAGUCUACAAAGGAGAUUUGCUAAGGGGGUUCAGUACAACAUGAAAAUAGUCAUCCGUGGGGACAGAAACACGGGCAAGAGCACGCUGUGGCACCGGCUGCAGGGGAAGAAGUUUGUGGAGGAGUACAUCCCCACCCAGGAGAUCCAGGUCACCAGCAUUCACUGGAACUACAAAACCACCGAUGACGUGGUGAAAGUGGAGGUGUGGGACGUGGUGGAUAAAGGGCAAAAGUUCCCUCUGCCUGAAGGUUUAGGAAAGGGUAAAAAGCGAGGGGAAAGCCUGAAACUGGAAAAUGACCCCCAGGAGUCAGAAAACGAGAUGGCCCUCGACGCAGAGUUCCUCGAUGUGUACAAGAACUGCAAUGGAGUCAUCAUGAUGUUCGACAUCACCAAGCAGUGGACGUUCAGCUACAUCCUGCGAGAGCUGCCAAAGGUGCCGACCCACGUGCCCGUCUGUGUGCUGGGCAACUAUCGAGACAUGGGCGAGCACCGGGUCAUCCUGCCCGAUGAUAUUCGCGACUUCAUCUCAGGCCUUAACAGGCCACUCGGCUCCUCAUACAUCCACUACGCAGAGUCCUCCAUGAAAAAUGGCUUUGGCCUGAAGUAUCUGCACAGGUUCUUCAACAUUCCUUUCCUGCAGCUGCAGAGAGAGACGUUGCUGCGGCAGCUUGAGACCAAUCAGCUGGACAUGGAUGCUACCCUGGAGGAGCUGACAGUGCAGCAGGAGACAGAGGACCAGAACUACGACAUUUUCCUGGAGAUGAUGGAAGCACGCAGCAAGGGAUAUAGCUCUCCCGGCCCGGCCAAUGGACAGAGCCCUUCCUCAGGGUCGCAGUCCCCCAUUGUCCCACCCAGCGGGGCCUCCACGGGCAGCUCCAGUCCUGGCACUCCGCAGCCACCCAUCCCUCCCCAGACACUGCAGUCCCCGUCCCCUUCUCAGUCCCCUCCUCCUCCCCCUCCCGUGACCCCCACCCCGGUGGCAGCACCCACUGUCCCUGAUUUUCCCGCCCCUUCAGCGCCUCCCCAGAAACGCAGCAUCAUCUCGCGGUUAUUUGGCAGCUCUGCUCCGGAGGCCCCAGCUGAUAAACCUGAUGCAGAGGUGCCUGUCACUCCAGCACCUGUGGAGGUUCGGAGUGUGGACGACUUCGUGCCGGAUGACCGCCUGGACCGCAGCUUCCUGGAGGACAGUCUUCCCACGAAAAUCAAGGAGAAGUUUCGGCCGUCAGUCGCGGUUGAGAGCGACAGUGACGGAGAGGGCCGAGGCGCAAACCCACUGGUGGCGGGCUUCCAGGAUGACCUGGACCCUGACGAUCAGGAGCCAACCAGAGGUCUGUCCCAAGGGGCGGUCCCGAGUAAGGACAUCACCCUGUCCAGUGAUGAGGAAGGGGAGGAGUCAGCACCUCCUGUCACACAGGAGAAGGAUCAGGGUUGUGGACCAGACACCAGAAAGCCAGCUACAGAGGGUGAGGGGGUCACUCCCUCAAAGCUCCAAGAGAGGCCCAGCAGCCUGGUGGCAGGGCCCACUGCCGCCCCCGAAAGCACCGCUCCCGCUGAGUCCUCAGACACGGACCAGGAGGGGGCACCGGCAGCACAGCAGAUGCUCUCCUUCGUCGUGGAUGACCCCGACUUUGACCAAGGGGAAUCGGAGUUGCAGAAGGUGAAAAAGGAGUCUUUCCCGAUGCAGGAUGACCUGUCGGACCUGUCUGACAACGAACCUGUACCUGCUCGUAUUCCCGAGCCGCUCAAGCCCACCAUCCUCUCCUUCAAAAACAAGGACGACAUUGACCUGUUUGGCCUUGGGUUUGAGGAGAAGGAGCCCAAGAACAAAGACAGUAGCGAGGACCAGGAAGAUAAAGAAAGUAAACACUCUUCAAAGGACAAAAAGAAGAAAAAGAAGAAAAGUAAAGAGGAGGAGGACAAAAGCAGCAAGAAGAGACAUAAACACAAGAAGAAGGAGAAAGAGGAGACUGCAACAGGAGAUGACAAAGAGGAGAAGAAAAAGACAAAGAAGAAGUCACGUUCUAAGAAGAGCGGAGAUCUGGACGACCUGGAGGCUUUCUUGGCCGGUGAGGAGGGGCCAGAGAAGCGGGGGGGAGGAGACUACGAGGAACUCUAGAACACACCCACUGUCCAGUAGCUGUUGGACACGCAGCUGCAGCCAGUCGCUGACAAGAAUUCGUUUGCACUGGGCCAGCAAUGUCAUCUGUUGUAAACUCUGUGGUGCCUGGUUUCUUUUUGUUUGUUUUUGUUUGUUUUUUCAAUUAACACUAUGACCACUCCACAUCGGGAAUAGUACAGAAUAAGAGAACAAGCAGUCAGUGGCAGGUGUUGAUACCGCUAAAACACUACGGACUGCUGAGGGGCCGCCAGCUAUCAGCUGUGACCACACCACCAUGAGAUGCUUUGUGAAAAGCUCAAGACUCUCAUCGUUGGUUUACGGUUUGCGUUUCUUAUUUCCUUCCACAUGAUGUCUGUGUUUGUUCUUGUGGAAGAGUCACUCGGAAGCAUGUCUCAGUGGUACAGUUCCUUCUUUGUAACGUUGCUCAUUUAGUUGUUGUUGGACCAUUUGUGCUUUGGAAAAAAAAAAAAAAAAACACAAAAGUCAAUUUAUUUGUUCUGACGGUGUGUAAAAACUGUUUUCCAUCCAUUUCAAAAUUUGUUGAAAUAUUUUUGUUUGUAGUAACUGACCAAAAGGAGGUGUGUCGGGCUAAAUUGAUAGCACUUAAAAGCUGGGUCAAUGAAAAAGCUGCUUUACGUUACCAUGAUGGGAUGUAGGGAAUCUGCAGCAUGAUUCAUGCAUUUGACUGACACAACAUACUGCUACCUUUAAAGAAAUAUUACUUUUAAAAGGUCAUCAUCAUUCUCCUGUGGCCUGUUUCAAGUAUUUUUACUGUACACCAGUAUAUCUCCCCUCCCCUGGACUAGCCUGUGGUUUGAGUGGGACAUUUUUUUUUCAUUUGAACACUCAUGAGAACAUGUUUGCUGGUAUGUUCGAUACCAACGUACUGCAGGAUUCUGGUGUAAAUUAUUCUAAUGUUCAGUUCCACUCUGUUGCACUUUGUGUUGGAACACAUUGUGACAUUCAGAUUUAUUCAAACCCACUUGGAUUGUAAGUGUCAAUUUGAGUGUUUUCUUAUUUAAAAAACUAAUUUCACACAAUCUUCAGGGUGUUUUGUGAAAUUCUGUUCUAGGAAGCUGCUUGUCUCCAAAUGAUAAACAUUCUGGGCACUCCUAACUGGAUAGUUUCCUGAUUUUUGUUUGUUCUGUGCUGUACUGUCUGUUUUGCAUUGUCUUGAAUUGUAUUUCAUAAUAUGUUAAACAUUUGGGUGCUGGAAAGAAUAUAAAAAAGGAGAGACUUGCUGUCAGUAUGAUGGGGUGUCUUAGUCUAACUAUAGACCUUCUAAGGUUACACACCUUUUAACACAGCUUUCAUUCUUUUACUGUCAUUUAAUUAAAAAACUGGCUAUGAUUUUUGUUUUGCUUCUUAGCUAAUAUUUUCAUCCAAAGUGACUUGCGUUUGUUAGCCAAUUGUACAGCAGGAUGUAUUACAGAAACAACUGAGGCUUCUUUCUUGCCAAGGGUGCAGCAGCAGGGCUCCUUGUGUAUCUUGAAUCAGCUUCUGGGUUUCAGGUCCAUACCCUUCACCACCACACCACCACAAGUGCUCUGCAACCGAUCUGCACCCAAAUACAAUUCUCGCCUUUACGCGGAUAUUGUCCUGAAAUUACUGUGGCCUUUCCACAAAAGAACGGUAGGGUUCUGUGGCUGAGAUGUGUACUGUCUUCAAAUGAAUUUGAGUUGUCUAUUGGUUUUAUAGAUGUACAUGAGGGUCGCGUGCUGGGAGUAGCAUCGCUGCAACGUGACAUGAACGCUAGCGCCGGCGCUGUGGCCAGGCCAUAGGGAAGCAUGCUGCCAUGGUGCUGUCAACUGUUGGAUCAGCAGCUUUCUGCAGCACUCCACGUUUUGUCUGCUUUUGGCUAAAAUCCAAAACUCUGGAACUGGACCUCUGGCCUGUUUUCCCAUAGGUUUGGUUACAGUGUUCCAGACGUGAGUAUUCCACAAGAAAUCAGGACAAAGCGCAAGCGCUGCAGAGCAGAUGACAGGAUUGGCCUGUCCUGAUUUGUACAAAUUUGACUUGGCUGGGAAAUGAGGUCUGGUUCUUGGCCUAGUUUGGCCGGUGCCCUCUGCAGCACUACGGAUCGCUUUGCUGAUUGCACUAAAGGGCACAGGGAGACCCCAUGGCUGGCAUUUCUAAUCCACUGGCGGCCAGCACUCUCACCCUGGCAUCGAGGCACUCUGUCGAAAAUGGGAUGUGACAAUGUCUACUUGUGCACACUGUCCCAGUGCCCCGGGGGACAGGCCGGAGAUACUAUGUCUUUGCAGAUAUGAACCGAUUACGCUCCCUAGCUCCUUCUUGAUCCGCGUCUUUCUUCGCUUUGACCUUCCUCUCACCCAAGUGACAAUAUUAGUAAUACAGCUGAGUUCUUAUGUCUUUGCCGCCACUGACAUCGAUCACGUUUUUCCACGGUAGACUUCACACAGGAAAUGGUGUUUAUACCACCAAGCAGCCUGCAAUGACCUCUCUGUUUCAGGGUUCUGGUUCUGUCUGUAGUUUAACUUUAGAACGAAUUUAAAGCAAGGUAAAUUUUAGCUUUAAAUUUCAGCCUGUUUCUAUGAAAUUGUGAUACAAAAUUGAUAUACAUACAAUAUCGUUAAGUUUCAUCAUGUUCAACUAUGCAUCAACUUCUACUGUUUACACUGUUGUACCCCCCCUCUGUGUUCUGUGCUGUAAGUAUUGGGUACAUCUGAUUUAUGUCGGUGAAAUACUGUCUGGCUGACCAGUGGUGCUGGAAAUGUUUGGUGGAGUUCCUUUAAGAGGAUUGCAUUGAUGUGGUUUUAUUUUUCUUGUCAUGAAAUGCUUCCACAUCC
Molecule: messenger RNA, 5608 nt
Organism: Scleropages formosus (Asian bonytongue)
Lineage: Eukaryota; Metazoa; Chordata; Actinopteri; Osteoglossiformes; Osteoglossidae
Product: rab-like protein 6
Exons: 17
Coding region: 591-2795 (734 amino acids)
Cellular component (GO): nucleus; cytosol
Molecular function (GO): GTP binding
Source: RefSeq, a predicted model, not a curated record